GAGACCGAACCUCAGUCCACUCCCCUGCCCUUAUAAAACUAGCAGCAUAAACUCUACUUUGAUAACCCAUCUUCCUCUUGCUUCUCUAUCUCUUGUUUGUUCUAAAUUACUCAUCACCAUCUGCAAUCAUGGCACCCAUCAAAGUCCACGGAAUCCCUCUCUCAACAGCUACACAGCGGGUUCUCGCUACCCUUUAUGAGAAAGAGCUUGAAUUUGAGCUUGUGCCUGUAGACAUGAAAGCUGGUGAACAUAAGAAAGAACCCUUCCUGUCUCUCAAUCCAUUCGGUCAAAUUCCAGCUUUUGAAGAUGGAGAUUUGAAGCUCUUUGAAUCAAGGGCAAUUACUAAGUACAUCGCCCACCAGUAUGCUGACAAGGGGACCGAUCUGGCAUGCGGAGACACUAAGCAGAAAGCAAUCAUAGGGGUGGCGAUUGAGGUGGAGGCUCACCAAUACGACCCGAUAGCUUCAAAGCUUUCCUGGGAAUUGGCAUUGAAGCCAGUGUUUGGCAUGGUUACCGACAAGGCAGUUGUGGAGGAGAACGAAGCAAAGCUGGCUAAGGUUCUUGAUAUCUAUGAGAGUCGGCUGGCUCAUUCAAAAUACUUGACAUGCGACUGCUUCACCUUGGCAGAUUUGCACCACCUGCCCACUGUUCAAUACUUGUUGGGCACAGAAGCCAAAAAGCUCUUUGAUUCACGCCCCCAUGUCAGUGCCUGGGCAGCUGAUAUCACAGCAAGGCCAGCUUGGUGCAAGGUCCUUGCCCUGCAGAAGCACUAAGGAGUACUAGCCGCUGCCGGCCGGCCGGCCGGCUUCUCUUUGGUCACUUACGUUCAAUAAGAAUUGAGAUUUAAAUCUCAUCUAGUUUGAGUCUACUGUUAGUCUCCCGUUUCCAGUGUGGGAGCUGAUAUUUUUGCGUUGCUUUAAUGAGUUGUACUGGUGUCUUGCCUUCAAUCUUCGAGUUGAAGGCAUGAAGUUUAUGAACUAUUUCAUAAUUCUAAAUGAUUACUCUA
Molecule: messenger RNA, 1006 nt
Organism: Corylus avellana
Lineage: Eukaryota; Viridiplantae; Streptophyta; Magnoliopsida; Fagales; Betulaceae
Product: glutathione S-transferase
Biological process (GO): glutathione metabolic process
Cellular component (GO): cytoplasm
Molecular function (GO): glutathione binding; glutathione transferase activity
Source: RefSeq, a predicted model, not a curated record